CGCUGUUGCGCAUCAAUGCCAGUUGUAUAUAUAUCAGGAGCCUAUCCUGAAAGAUUCAGUAUCAUCAACAAUAUUCCGUACAAGAUGAAGACUCUAGUAACGAUCGUACUCCUAUCUGCCGUUGCCACUGUGGUAGAGUUAAAAUCGGAUUUGAAAAAGCAAAAACGCGGGGUGGCAUUUUUUGGGUCUCCUGAUUUAUUUGGGAUUGUGCCAGCAUUCGGUUCUGCGUCGUGGGCUCCCACGAAUUUUGCGCCUUCAGCUUGGAAUCCAUUGAGUACUCCAGAUGUUGCGCUCUCGCAGGUUCAAGUUCAAGCUGGCCACAACGUAGCACUUCAGGCGUUGAAGGAUCCGGUACCUGGCACGCCCAGCAUCGCAUAUCCUUCUGAAGUUCUAAAAGCGAUUCAGCAAGCAAAAGAAGCUAAUAACAAUGUUGUUUUGGCCCAGCAUAAAGUUGCGGAAGCGAAGGCAGCUGCAUUGUUUCAGCAGAAAGUUGCUUUAUCAAAGGAGGUAGCAGCGAGAGAAGCUGCUGCCAGAUCUCAAAAAAUUUCUCAACAUGCCGAGGCCGAAGCUAAAGCCAGCGCUCGACAACUUGUGGCGCUUCAACAGAGAUUAGCAACUUUAAAAGGAGCUGUAGCAGCCGCGCAAAGAGUAGCAGCAGCUAGAGAAGCCGCCGCAGCUGCGGCGAUCCAAAGAAACGCAGCUGAAACUGCCGCGGAAUUACAAAAACAGGAGGUUGAUAAACAGAUUAGCCAGAGCGAACAGGAAGCUAAGGAAAAGAAUAUAUUAGCUGCAAAAGAAAAUGCAAUAGCAACAGCGGUUCAGCAAGCAAGUUUACAAAAACCAGUUCAUCAUCCUUGGGGUUAAAAUUAUUUUAUAACAUAUUACAUUUUGCAUAUAUUAAUACAGACAUAUGUUAUACAUUUAUGGUGGUGGUAUAUACAUGAAAAAGCACUUAUAGUUUUAUAAAUAUAUUCUCUCUCUCUAUCUUGUAAGAUUAUUAGGCAUAAAGAUUUUUCAUCAAUAAAAAUUAUUUACACGGUUUA
This is a messenger RNA of Cataglyphis hispanica, 1043 nucleotides long. RefSeq lists its product as uncharacterized. Lineage: Eukaryota; Metazoa; Arthropoda; Insecta; Hymenoptera; Formicidae. The transcript is spliced from 6 exons. The record is from RefSeq and is a predicted model, not a curated record. Bases 16 to 864 code for a protein of 282 amino acids.